This is a messenger RNA of Colius striatus (speckled mousebird), 960 nucleotides long. RefSeq names its product interleukin 20 receptor subunit beta (gene IL20RB). NCBI's taxonomy places the organism in Eukaryota, Metazoa, Chordata, Aves, Coliiformes, Coliidae. Gene Ontology annotation, molecular function: interleukin-20 binding. Bases 1 to 960 code for a protein of 319 amino acids. The record is from RefSeq and is a predicted model, not a curated record. The transcript is spliced from 8 exons.
AUGUGGGAAAAGGUGACAAGCGUGAGCAAAAUGUUGCUAAGUCUCAUCUGCUUCUUCCUCUGCACUCUGAUUGCACCAAAUCUCACAGGAAACUUGGGUGAAGAUGCUUCGUUGCCAGUACCUCAGAAUGUCUCUAUUCUUUCUACCAACAUGAAACACUUCUUAACUUGGAGUCCUGUGAUCAUCCAGGGAGAAACUGUGAGAUACUCUGUUGAGUUUCAGGGGGAGUAUGAACGAGAGUACGCCAACGAGAGCUGGAUUCCCAUCUGUGAAUGCUCACUCAUCACAGCCUCAGUGUGUAACAUCACAGAGGAUAUCUCAGCCACUGUGGCCUAUAACCUCCGUGUAAGGGCAGACACUGGUGCGAGAAGGUCAGAGUGGGGCACCCUGAAAGGUUUCUUCAAUCGCAUCACAACUUCCCUGACCCCACCUCUGAUGAAGGUCAUAGCAGAUGGGUGUCAUUUACUAGUGGAGCUGGAAGACAUGGGGCCUGCCUUUCAGUUCUGUGUUCUCUAUUGGAAGAAGGGCCAGGAGAUUAGGAUGCAGCAGAAGGUGGUGAAAGAGGUCAGCUCUGUGGUUCACCUGGACACCAUGGAGGCAGGACAUGAUUAUUGUGUAAAAGCUCAGACAUACGUCGAGGCGAUCAACAGAAGCAGCAGCUUCAGCCAGGAGCAGUGUGUGAGAGCACAAGGUGGCACAUCCAAAUGGCUGGUUGCUGCCCUCGUCUCCGCUGGCUUUGCUGUGGCUGCUGUGACCUUGCCUCUCCUUACCUGGAAAACAAGUAAAAUCUUUCAGUAUUCCUGCUGCCCCGUUGCUGUGCUGCCAGACACACUGAAAGUAUCAGAGCCCCCCAUGCAGCUGAUACUGUGGGACAGUGAAGAAACUGAGCAGUGUGAUCUGAUGGUGCACGUGAUGCCCUCAGAAGAAGUUCUCCGGCUGUGGAUUCAAGAAACGCUUUAG